Messenger RNA from Arachis stenosperma, 3376 nucleotides. RefSeq lists its product as uncharacterized. The coding region runs from base 1369 to 3063 and encodes 564 amino acids. Lineage: Eukaryota; Viridiplantae; Streptophyta; Magnoliopsida; Fabales; Fabaceae. The transcript has 4 exons. The record is from RefSeq and is a predicted model, not a curated record.
CAAUAUGUUGAUAAAUAAUGUUUCUAAAUAUUUUUAAUAGAGUAUAUUUGAUUCUAAAAUUAUUCUAUUAUUCAAUUUUAUCAAAAUAUCUAUUCAUAUCUAUCCAUAUUACUUUAUAAAAUCCCUAAUUCCUAAAUUCCUAAAAUCAAACUCAGAAACCCUAAUUUCCCAAAUUGAGAAACCCUAACCCUAAGGUUUCCCUUUCCUCAGCCAUUGAACGCAGCCUCUACCCCCUUUUCUUCCUAAACACCACACACACACAAAAGAAGAAAGAAACGCAGAGAGAGAGAGAGCACGAAGAGCAGAGGAAAGAGAGAGGGAGGAGCUCUUGCCCCGCCGUCGCCGUGACCGUUGCACUGCCACUGUUCCAUUCCGCUCGUGCUGCCGCGCGUUCUGUCAUCAUCAGUCAUCGUCGUCGUUUGUGGAGCCGCGAGGAGCUCGCCGUCGAGCUGCUUUGCUGCGCCGUCCCGUCCAUAGAGCCGAGCCCGAGCCCGCUUCGUCACCGCCGUCGGGGUCUUCAUCGUCGCUGGUGCGGUCGGAGCUGCCGUUGUUGGAGAGAGAGUAAGCGUGAAUCUGAGAAGGGGAGAGAGAGAGAGAUACGACGCAACAGAGGAGGAAAGGAGAAGUCUUCUGUCAUCAACGCCACGCCUCUUCACCACCGCCGCCGCCGGAAUUCCUGGUCGCCGUCGUCGUUCAUGACGUAUGCUCUGCUCUCUGGUUUCUGUUUUUCCGAUUACCAGAGCUGCUGUUCCAUUCCUGUAUUUCUUUUGAGUUGUGGGUGAUGCCGCUGCCGUUCCAGUUGUAUUGGAGUGACUACCUGCCACAAAUUGGGGAUAAAGGAAAUUGUUACGUUAAAUAAUACGGUUCCGGCUAAUUGAGUGACACAGGUUCGAAGACUCCGUUUGAAGCUGCGGGAGAUUAUGUAAUUUACUUAUGAGUUAAGUUACUUCCAUAGAAGUUCCCUCGCUCUUAUUGCUUAACAUUUUUAUUUUAUACAGAGGGAUAGGAUAUGUGUGUGAGUUUUAUUUGAAAUCUUAUGUAUGACAUAUUAUUAUUAAUAAUUAUGUGAUUAUUAUUACUUGGUGAUGUUUGCUAUAUGAUUUUAAUUAUGAUAACAAGAUUUUCUGGUAUUUUUACUAAAACAAAAUCGCGAUAUCGAACUAAAGGCUCAAUAGUAAAUAGUUAAUAAAGGGAAGCAGAUUGGUAACACCUUACUUUCGGUACGAUCAUGACGUUCUAGAAGUUGGGUCGUUACAUUAAUUGAGUAAGCUUAGAGUGGAAGUCCAAACCUUCAGACAGAAGGAAGGUGAAUCCCUCUAUGAAGCUUGGGAAAGAUACAAACAAUUGAUCAGAAAAUGUCCCUCUGACAUGCUUUCUGAAUGGAGCAUCAUAGGUAUUUUCUAUGAUGGUCUCUCUGAACUAUCCAAGAUGUCUUUGGAUAGCUCUGCUGGAGGAUCUCUUCAUCUGAAGAGGACGCCUACAGAAGCUCAAGAGCUAAUUGAAAUGGUUGCAAAUAACCAAUUCAUGUACACUUCUGAAAGGAAUCCUGUGAACAAUUGGACAAGUCAGAAGAAAGGAGUUCUUGAGAUUGAUACUCUGAAUGCCAUUCUGGCUCAGAAUAAAAUAUUGACUCAACAAGUCAAUUUGAUUUCUCAAAGUCUGUCUGGAAUGCAAAAUGCACCAAGCAGUACUAAGGAUGCUUCAUCUGAAGAAGAAGCUUAUGAUCCUGAGAACCCUUCAAUGGAAGAGAUGAAUUACCUAGGAGAACCCUAUGGAAACACCUAUAAUUCUUCAUGGAGAAAUCAUCCAAAUUUCUCAUGGAAGGAUCAACAGAGACCUCAACAAGGUUUCAACAACAAUAAUGGUGGAAGAAACAGGUUUAGCAAUGGCAAGUCUUUUCCAUCAUCUUCUCAGCAACAGACAGAGAAUUCUAAGCAGAACACCUCUGACUUAGCAACCAUGGUCUCUGAUCUAAUCAAAACCACUCAAAGUUUCAUGACUGAAACAAGGUCCUCCAUUAGGAAUUUGGAGGCACAAGUGGGUCAGCUGAGCAAGAAAAUCACUGAACUCCCUCCUAGUACUCUUCCAAGCAAUACAGAAGAAAAUCCAAAAGGAGAGUGCAAGGCCAUCAACAUGGCCAAAUUUGGAGAGGAAGGAGAGGAAGUGAACGCCACUGAGGAAGACCUCAAUGGGCGUGCACUGACCUCCAAUGAGUUCCCUAAUGAGGAACCAUGGGAAUCUGAGGCUCAAAAUGAGACCAUAGAGAUUCCAUUGGACUUACUUCUGCCUUUCAUGAGCUCUGAUGAGUAUUCAUCCUCUGAAGAGGAUGAGUAUGUCACUGAAGCGCAAGUUGCUAAAUACCUUGGAGCAAUCAUGAAGCUAAAUGACAAGUUAUUUGGUAAUGAGACUUGGGAAGAUGAAUCCCCUUUGCUCACCAAAGAACUGGAUGACUUGUCUAGGCAGAAAUUACCUCAAAAGAGACAAGAUCUUGGGAAGUUUUCAAUACCUUGUACCAUAGGCACCAUGACCUUCAAGAAGGCUCUGUGUGACUUAGGGUCAAGUGUAAACCUCAUGCCUCUCUCUGUAAUGGAGAAGCUAGGGAUCUUUGAGGUACAAGCUGCAAGAAUCUCACUGGAGAUAGCAGACAAUUCAAGAAAACAAGCUUAUGGACUUGUAGAGGGUGUUUUGGUAAAGAUUGAAAACCAUUACAUCCCUGCUGAUUUCAUAGUCCUAGAGACUGGGAAGUGCAUGGAUGAAUCCAUCAUCCUUGGCAGACCUUUCCUAGCCACAGCAAAGACUGUGAUUGAUGUUGAUAGAGGCGAACUGAUCAUUCAAGUGAAUGAAGAAUCCUUUGUGUUUAAGGCUCAAGGAUAUCCCUCUGUCACCAUGGAGAGGAAGCAUGAAGAGCUUCUCUCAAAACAGAGUCAAACAGAGCCCCCACAGUCAAACUCUAAGUUUGGUGUUGGGAGGCCACAACCAAACUCUAAGUUUGGUGUUGAACCCCCACAUUCAAACUCUAAGUUUGGUGUUGGGAGGUUCCAACAUUACUCUGAGAAAAUGUGAGGUUCCAUGAGAGCCCUCUGUCAAGCUACUGACAUUAAAGAAGCGCUUGUUGGGAGGCAACCCAAUGUUAUAUUUUACAUAUUUUCUUUUGUUAUUUUAUGUUUUUUGUAGGUUGAUGAUCAUAAGAAGUCACAAAAUCAAUUGAAAAAGCAAAAACAGAAUGAAAAACAGGAAGAAAAACAGCACACCCUGGAGGAAGAACCUACUGGCGUUUAAACGUAGUAAGGCUAGCAGGUGGGCGUUUAACGCCCAGUCUGGCACCAUUCUGGGCGUUUAACGCCAGAAAGGGGCACCAGACUGGCGUUAAACACCA